AUGGCGAAUCCGGAGACGUCCCGGGUGAUGCAAUUCGCCAAGAAUUUGUCGCUCUUCAUCCUCAGCUUCGUCUUUCUCCCGACAAACGCACUCUUUGCACUGGUGUUCUUUCUCUGGGAUCGCUUCACGUCCAAGUCUACACCGUCGAAUGCAAGCCAAAAUGAUCAGGAUAAUCUUGACAAGACGACCAUUCUCGUCACGGGCGUCAACAUGGCAAAGGGCCUCUCCCUCGCACGCAUGUUCCACCGUCGCGGCCAUCGCGUCAUAGGCGCUGACUGCUACGCUCUUUCUCCCGGUCGCGUAUCCCGUGCAAUCGACGCCUACUACCAACUGCCUACUCCGUCAGACCCUUCAAAGACAAGCAUGAAUGAUCCUUACCUCAACCGAAUUACAGAGAUCAUUCACCACGAGGACGUUGAUCUUUGGGUCUCGGUUUCGGACGUCAAUGCCGCGAUUGAAGACGCUGCUGUGCGAGAAAUCAUUGAGGCGCGCACGAAUGCAAAGGCUAUACAAUUUGGUGUUGAGGAUAUUAGACGCCUGCAUGAAAAGGAUGCGUUCAUCGAGCAUACAAAGUCGCUGGGUCUGACUGUUCCUCUCACCGAGGCUGUUGAGGACAGGGAAGAUGUUAUUAACUUCCUCUGUCGCAAUGGCGGCUUGGAGUUGAAGCCUGGUGCGAGACAAUACCUUGUCAAACCUGUUGGUGUAGACGACGUCGCUCGCUUCACUAUGCCAUUACUCCCUCUCAACUCCGAAGACGCUACACUCGCGCGCAUCGACACAAUCCCCUUCAAGGCAGCCAAAUGCUCCUUCAUCGUCCAAGAAUACAUCACCGGUCCAGAAUUCUGCACACACGCACUCGUCAUUCGCGGUCGCGUGUGCGCGUUUGUCGCAUGUCGUUCAGCAGAUGUUUUGAUGCACUACUCCGCUCUUCCUGCUGAUUCGCCGCUUAGCAAAGCGAUGCUUGACUUUACGCUAAAGCAGGCGAAGGAGGGUGGCGACAAUUUUACUGGACAUAUGAGCUUUGACUUCUUGAUUAACAAGGAGGAUGAAGAUGCUGCAAAGUCUGGUGCUGAGAAGGAUGUCACGAUAUAUCCUAUUGAGUGUAAUCCCCGAGUCCACACCGCGACGGUCUUGUUCAACAAUACCCCCGAGAUUGUCGACGAGUAUCUUUCCAUCCUUUCACCGUCUUCUGAGCCAAGACCUUUGACUAAACCUCCUCUGUAUCCUAACGAUCCGCAGAAUUACUACUGGGUCAGUCAAGAUCUCGUCGAGCUUGUGUUGUAUCCUUUCUACCUCACCCUCUUCAAGGGUACCAUGGGAUUCUCCCAAGUGUCCAAGUCUAUUCAUGCUUUUGCGCAACAUUUGAUCUAUUGGAAGGACGGAACGUUUGAGGCUUGGGACCCGAUGCCUUGGUUAUGGAUGAUGCAUGUCUAUUGGCCUGUACAGUUUGCUUGGUACAUGUCUACUGGAUCAGUCUGGACAAAGGUUAAUGUCAGUACCGGAAAGGCGUUCAAGGGAUAG
Molecule: messenger RNA, 1521 nt
Organism: Fusarium coffeatum
Lineage: Eukaryota; Fungi; Ascomycota; Sordariomycetes; Hypocreales; Nectriaceae
Exons: 1
Coding region: 1-1521 (506 amino acids)
Molecular function (GO): metal ion binding; ATP binding
Source: RefSeq, a predicted model, not a curated record